Messenger RNA from Laetiporus sulphureus 93-53, 573 nucleotides. RefSeq lists its product as uncharacterized. The record is from RefSeq and is a predicted model, not a curated record. The transcript has a single exon. The coding region runs from base 1 to 573 and encodes 190 amino acids. NCBI's taxonomy places the organism in Eukaryota, Fungi, Basidiomycota, Agaricomycetes, Polyporales, Laetiporaceae.
AUGGAGAUGGAGGGCAACGAAGGACAAGGACGACUUACGGCGCACGGUGACCGCCGUGUUUCGCAGGAGGGCCAUGCUCGCCCUCUCGAUGUUCGAGCGCUGAGCGCUGAGCCGUCGCAAAUUCGCGCAAUGGCGAUGGCGAUGGCGCUGCGAACGUUGCCGGCGAGGGUGGCCUCGAAGCUCGGAGGAAAAGACAUGAACGACGGAGAGACCGAGGGCGGCGCAGAGACUGGCGAGUCGUCAGGCUGUGUGCACAAGACAAGAGACGAACGCGAUGGGGAGGAGCGGACGCUUCUUGGGUGGAGCAGUCGAUCGGAUGCAGGCGAGCAGCUGCUGACCGUGUCUCCAUCGCUUGUCAUUGGUGUUCCUGGUCACAGGCCCCCCAUCACCAGGACCCCGUUCGUGCCCAGGCGUCUCUUGGCCUCCGGGACCCCGUUCCAUCGCAUGUGGCCCAUCCUCCAUCAACCCUCCAACGCAAUGCAUCUCCAUUGUUGCUCGCAGCGACGGCAGACAGCCGCAAAAGGAGCCUUUGGCGCAGGGGCCCCGCUCGCUGCAGAAGAUCCGCCGGUGUGA